CAUCUCCCUUUCUGCUUUUUGCCAACCGGCGGGACGUUCGACUCGUGGAUGCUGGAGGCACGAAGCUGGAGUCCACUGUGGUGGUCAGUGGUUUAGAGGAUGCUGCUGCGGUUGACUUCCAGUAUUCGCAAGGCAUCGUUUUCUGGACAGAUGUGAGUGAAGAAGCCAUCAAGCAAACUUACAUUAACCAAACUGGGAAUGUGGUGCAGAAUGUCAUCAUUUCUGGUCUGGUUUCCCCGGAUGGCCUGGCAUGUGAUUGGAUUGGGAAAAAGCUUUACUGGACGGAUUCAGAAACCAAUAGGAUAGAAGUAGCUAAUCUCAAUGGAACAUCUAGAAAAGUCCUCUUCUGGCAAGACCUUGAUCAGCCCAGAGCAAUAGCUUUGGAUCCUGCUCAUGGAUACAUGUAUUGGACCGACUGGGGUGAAACACCCAGAAUAGAACGGGCAGGAAUGGACAGCAGCACACGAAAAAUCAUUGUCGAUUCAGAUAUUUAUUGGCCAAAUGGACUCACGAUAGAUCUUGAUGAGCAGAAACUUUACUGGGCUGAUGCAAAACUGAGUUUCAUUCAUAGGGCAAAUCUGGAUGGUUCCUUUAGGCAAAAAGUUGUUGAAGGUAGUCUCACUCAUCCCUUUGCGCUGACGUUGUCUGGGGACACUUUGUAUUGGACGGACUGGCAAACGCGCUCCAUUCAUGCCUGUAACAAAAGGACGGGAGAGAAAAGGAGGGAAAUAUUGUCUGCCCUGUAUUCGCCGAUGGACAUCCAGGUCUUAAGUCCAGACAGGCAGCCAUACUUUCACACUCCAUGUGAAGAAAACAACGGUGGUUGCUCCCAUCUGUGCCUGCUGUCUCCUAGAGACCCCUUCUACAGCUGUGCCUGUCCCACUGGUGUGCAGCUAGAAGACGAUGGCAGGACGUGCAAAACAG
Messenger RNA from Eurypyga helias (sunbittern), 924 nucleotides. RefSeq names its product low-density lipoprotein receptor-related protein 5. The transcript has 4 exons. The annotation marks the transcript as partial. The record is from RefSeq and is a predicted model, not a curated record. Lineage: Eukaryota; Metazoa; Chordata; Aves; Eurypygiformes; Eurypygidae.